Messenger RNA from Closterium sp. Naga37s-1, 7155 nucleotides. Lineage: Eukaryota; Viridiplantae; Streptophyta; Zygnematophyceae; Desmidiales; Closteriaceae. The record is from the annotation of a GenBank genome assembly.
AUGCAUCCCCUCCCGCCCAUCCGCAAAACCACCAUCCCACCCUCCCUUUCCCCCCUCCUCCCCCCUUCCCCCUCCCCCUCUCCUCCCCCCUCUCAACCCCCGUCCCUCUCCCGCUCAUCCCACCCAACCCCCCCCCCCGUGACGGUCGUCAGAGCCAUGGCGGAGUCGCUGCGCAUGCAGCGCCCGUGGCACGCACAGCUGCUGGGGCCCAUGUGCAGCGAGCACGACUACUACCUCGACCUCCUCUCCAUCCUGCACCACAACCAGGACGUACGUCACCUCUCCUCUCCUCACCUCCACCUCCACCCCGCCAACUCUCCCUUGUGCCACCCGCCCACCUGCUCCUGCCCUCUGCUUCUCCCUUGCUCCUCUCCUCCCUUGUUGCUUCUGCGUUUUCCCUUUGAGCCCCACCCACCUCCCUCACUCGAGCUCCCGUUUGUGACUCCCCCUCUCUCUGUCUUUCUCCCCCUCGCACCCCAUUCCCGCACUCCCCCUCUCCCCCCCCUCCUCCCUCUCCUCCCCCUUCCCCCGCUCCCCCCCAUCCCCCCCUCCACCUCCUCCUUCCCUUUCCCCCACCCACCCCCCACUUCCCCUCCCCCCGCACCCCCCUGCGGUCCGUCCUCAACCAGUGACUCGUAUCAUGCAAGGCUCGUCACGUCACUGCCGUUUCUAGUCCUGUUGUGCCCUGUGUUCCCGUACCAUCUGAGUGCGUACAUCUGCGGUGUGCUGCGCAUCUCGCCCUUCCGCUUCUACCGCGACAUGCUCGUAGACGCCAUGGCACAGGAGCGGUCGUAUGACAGUCUGCCGAACAUCACAGCGGCGGACAUAGUGAGGGUGCUGGGCGUGGGGCGCAACCAGUACCUGCACACCAUGCUCGCUGCUCGCUCCACGCUAAUGUGGCGCCUGAGUCGCAAGCAGCAGCUGCGCGACUCCCUCCCGCAACACCCAGCAGCAGCCGAAGCCGCACUGCCGCCGUGGUGGGGCGUGUCAGCAGUGGACGUGCAAGCAGACGACCUGCAGGGGCUGUCAGAUGACGAGCUGUAUGCGCUGCAGGUGCUGCAGGAGGCUGUGGGUGGGCGCAUGCUGGUGGGGGAGAUGCACGAGGACGUGGUGCGGCAGCUGUACUGCCGCCACCUCGUGGCGCCAGAGACAUGGAGAAGUGAGCUGGGCGGUGGGCAGGGGGGAAAGGGAGGGGCGCUGGGCAGGGGGGAAAGGGAGGGGCGCUGGGCAGGGGGGAAAGGGAGGGGCGCUGGGCAGGGGGGAAAGAAAGGGCGGUGGGCAGGGGGGAAAGAAAGGGCGGUGGGCAGGGGGGAAAGAAAGGGCGGUGGGCAGGGGGGAAAGAAAGGGCGGUGGGCAGGGGGGAAAGAAAGGGCGGUGGGCAGGGGGGAAAGAAAGGGCGGUGGGCAGGGGGGAAAGAAAGGGCGGUGGGCAGGGGGGAAAGAAAGGGCGGUGGGCAGGGGGGAAGGGGAAAGAAAGGGCGGUGGGCAGGGGGGAAGGGGAAAGGGAGAGGCGGUGAGCUGGGGGGAAAGAGAGGGACGGCUGUUCUACGACCUGCUAGUGGCAGCGAGUCACACCACAACAGUGGCAGCGCUAGCGGACACGCUACAGGUGCCGCUGCACCGCCUGCUGCCCAUCGUCUCCCUCGCCUGCCGCCUGCGCUGGGCCGAAAAGCUCCCCCCGCUGCCCUCCCCCACUCCGGCUUCCUCCGCCCCCCUCCUCUCCCCCUUGCCUAGCCCUUUACCCAAUUCCCUGCCUAGCUCCCUUUCUGAUCACUUGCCUAGCCCCUUGCCUAGCCCCUUGCCGUUGCCUCACACGGAGACUCCUGUGGCCUUUGUUGUUGGGGCUGGGGAAGCGGAUGAGGGAGAGCGUGGGGAUGACACACCUGCUGCUGGUGGUGCUGCUGCUGCUGGUGCUGCUGCUGCUGGUGUUGCUGGUUCUGAGAUUGAUACUGGUGCAGUUGGUAUGAACGAUGUGCUUGAGGUGGUGGCAGCAGGACAAGGCACAGAUGCCGCCCCAAGAGUGCAAGUUCCUGUUGUUUCACCCACCUCUGAAACUCCCCUUACUUCUGUUCCUCCCUCUUCUGCUCCACUUGCUUCUGCUGCUGCUGCUGCUGCUGCUGCUUCGGCUUCGUCUGCUGCGGGACAUGCAGCAACAUGUGACGAUGCGCACGUGCCUGAUGCAGCAGCGGCAGUGGCGGCGGGAGUAGUGGGGGGACCAGUGGAAGGGGCAAUGGGGGAAGCAGUGGGGGGCGCAGCGGAAGGGGCAGGGGAGCAGCGUGUGAGUGUGGCGCUGCUGGUGGAUGCGCGCAUCACCUCGUUCCUCAUGAUGGGCUCCUUCUCCCAUGGUGAGCGCUGUGGGGCUUGCACUGCACUGCAUUCACGGGGGCACGGGGCCCACAGGGCCACAGGCGCCAGGGGAGAAAUGGGGGAAACGGGGGAAAACGGGGGGAAACGGGGGGAAACGGGGGAAACAGGGGCGCUGGGGCACAGGGGGGAACAGGGAACACAGGAAGCAACGGGAAACAGGGGCACGGGGGGAAGUUGUGACAGCGACCUGAAGCGGCACGCAGUGAUGCUGUUUGAGGCGGGCAAGCUGGCAGAGCCGCAGGUGCUGCAGCUGUGGGAGCAGCUGCAGCUGGUGGAAGAGAGCCCUGACCUCGCAGGGGACCUGCUGCGCCUGCGCACCCUUGCCUCCUGCCUCCGCUGCGCCAUCGCCACCCUGCGCUGCCUCUCCCUGCCCCCCUCCGCCUCCCCUUCCGCCCCACCUUCCGCCUCUACUUGUGCCUCCCCCUCUGCUCCUCCCCCCGCCUCUUCCUCCCCUUCAACAGCUGCCUCUUCCUCCCCUGUCCCCUCUUCUGCUGCUCUAUCUUUGCCCGCCUCUCACGGUCAACCACUGGUGCACCACGAAGGCCCCUCACAGAGUAGAGCAGGGGAUUGUGGGGAGGAGGAGGAGGAGGAGAAGGAGAAGCGGAGUGCACUAGGGAAUGGGAUGGAGAGGGGCGAAGCGGAGGGAACAGCAGAGGUAACUCAUGAGCGCACUCACGAGGGCAUGGAGGCAAGGCAAGGCCCGGAAACAGCAGCCACGUGCUCCCUUCCUGUUGCGCCCUCUCCUCCUGAAACCGCUGCUGCUGCUGCUGCUUCUGACUCUGCCACUGCUGCUGGCCCGCUCCCCCUUAUGUCACACGACUUGCAUGUGCCUGCAUCCGCUGAUAGCCACUUGUUGCCAGCAGCAGCAGCAGAAGCAGCAGCAGGAGCAGCCGCAGCAGGAACAGUAGGAUCGGCAACUGCUGUCCCAUCAGCAUCAUCAUCAUCAAGAGGAGACAUAUCGUCAGAGGGUACUGGGGAUGAACCUGAAGCAGCUACCGCUCUGCACCCACCUCUAGAGCAUGGAACCUCGUCCCCAUCAGUAGCUGGGGUUGCUGGUACUGCUCCCUCCUCUGUUGACAGUGACUCCACUGCAACCGCCAACGCUGCCAGCACUGCCAGCGCUGCCAGCAGCAGCACAAUGAGCGGCACCAGCUCUAACAGCGCUGCUAGCAACAGUGCUCCCCUCCCAAUCGCAACUCCUACCCUUGACUGCAACACAACCUACCCCACCCCUACCCCUGCACACCGCACACCUCCUCCCACCAUCAUCACCUCUCUGCAAUCCCCACACUCGUCCUCCACCACUCCUCACUCCUCUGCAUCCCCCUCCGGCCCCACAUGGUCCCACCGCCUCAUGCACGCGGCAGAGGCAGCAGGGGCGCGCCUUUCCGGAUCCGUUCCCACCCACCCACUCCACUCCCUCUCCGCGCUCUCGUCCUUCUCCUCGCUCUCCUCCCUGCAUCUCUACCCGGGCAGCAUCUCCCUCGCGCUGAGCGAGGUGGCAGGGUCGGUGGCAGGGAGUGUGGCAGAGCGGGUGACAGCUACAGCAGACUCCCUUGCUGUAGCGCUCACGCCCAGGGGAACCAGCAGCAGCAGCAGCAGCACCACCACCACCACCAGCACGCGCAGCAGCAGCGAGAAGGGUGUGAGCAGAUCCAGCUCUGCUGGCACGCCAAGGAAGCAUGUCUCUGCAGCAGCAACCGCCACUCCUGCGGGAAAAGCCUCUGAAGCCACUCCUGGCUUGAGCAGCAGCCUCACGCCAGGCACUCCCUCGACGCUUCCUCCUCCUGUGCGGUGCAACCGAGUGGAGAUUAUCCGAGGGGAGAGCCUGGCGAGUCUGUCGCCGUCCAUACGGCAGCGCCUGCUGUCCCGCGACUACCACGUCAUUGUCUCCGCUCUCCCACUCCUCCCCUCCGCCAUGCUCUCCCCUCCCUUCCCUGACUUGCUCCCUGCUGCCACUGCUCUCCCUGUUCCGUUCACCACUGCCCCUGCUGUAUCAGCAGCACUGGCAGCGCCAGCAGCACUUGCAGUGCCUGUAGGUGGUGGUGCGGGCGAGUGUUAUUCCCCUCUACCUGAGGCUGCCUGCAUCACGUCUCCCAGGAGUCCCUCUCUCGCUCUGCCACCCCACAUGCGCUCACUCCCCCCCCCAGCUGCACCUGCAGCAGGGAACCUGGCAUCACCCACCCCCGCUGCACUUGCAGCACAAACGCCAGCAGCACCAGCAGCAGCACCAGCAACACCAGCAGCAGCAGCAGCAACACCAGCAGCAGCACCAGCAACACCAGCAGCAGCAGCAGCAGCAGCGGCAGCAGCAGUGGUGCACUAUGGUUCUCCCGCCCCUGCCUUGGCCACGCCGUGGCUGAAGCUUCUCCUGUACGUGCUCUCCCGCUGCGGCCCUCCUACCAUUGUUCUCGUGCGCGGGCAGAGGCUCAGACACCUCCCCUUGGUGCUGCGCGCGUGUGAGUGCGCCCUGGUGGGCAUGUGGGAUGGGGGGGACAUCCGCAAGGGGGGCAGGGCAGGCGGGGGAGGAGGGGACGAGUGGUGGGGGGAUGGGGGGGAGAAUGGCGGUGGGGGAGGAGGAGGGGGGUGGGGUGAGGAUACGGUGGGGGGGUUGACAGUAGUGCCUGGGGGUGUGUUGCUGCAUGUGUUGAACACGCUGCUGCUGCGAUCAGCGGUGAUGGUGCAACCUCUUAUGAGCUCGCGCUAUGUUGUAAGGCACAUACCACUGCCUCUCCUCCCCACGCGCGGGCACGCUGUUGCUUCUGAGUGUGCUGCUGAAGGUGCUGCGGAUGGUGCUGCUGCAGGUGCAUGUGGUGCUGACAGUGAUGCUAUGGAAGCAUGUGACUUACUAUGUGGGAGGUCAGCGGCAGAGGAAACAGGGGCAGUCGAAACAGAGGCAGCUGAAGCAGGGGCAGCCGAAGCAGGGGCAGCCGAAACAGGGGCAGCCGAAACAGGGGCAGCCGAAGCAGGGGCAGCAGAAGCAGGGGCAGCUGAAGCAGGGGCAGCCGAAGCAGGGGCAGCAGAAGCAGGGGCAGCUGAAGCAGGGGCAGCUGAAGCAGGGGCAGCUGAAGCAGGGGCAGCUCACAAGGACCAAGACGGGGUGGCAUGUGGUGGCAGCAGGGGCGAGUGCCGCACGGGUAACGAGGCCGAGGAGGAGCAGGCAGAUCAGGAAAUGUACAGUGGGGCGGCUGCAGAGCACGCGGGGGAGAAGGAGGGAGGUAGAGCAAGGGAGGAAGCGGAAGGGGGAGCAUUGCAGCAGGUGGAGGGGAUGGGCUGCAUAGAGAGAGUGGUGUAUCCGUUGGGGCUGACAGGCAUGGGUGUGCUCACGCUCAUGCAUUUACCACAAGGGGAAUCCAGUAGUGCCGUGAUGCACGAGGACGGGGGGCAUGGUGGAGCAUCCACGGCGCAGCAUGGCAAUCAGUGUACUCUCAGCGGUGGUGGUUGUGGCGAUGGUGACCGCACUGCUGCCGCUGCUGCUGCAGGAGUCACUGCUUUGGCAGAAGUUGCAUGCGGUGCUGUGGGGUGCAGCAAGGGCUGGGUGCCUCAUUCGCUCAGCCUUGGCUUGCCUCUGUUUGACGCGUCCCUCUGUGCGCAGGUAAUGGGGUUGGCACUCGCUCGGGAGGUGAUUUUAUCUGGUGGGAUUAUUGGAGGGGGGUUGGUUGGUGUGCAGAACGGCUCAGCAAGCAUCCCGCCGGCGCACUUCUCACCAACUAUUGAGUCAUGCCAAACCCCCUUCCCACCCCCUCCCGUUGCGACCACUGCACAGGUGUGCAGGGCGGCGCAUGAAGCAUCCCUGCUGGGCGCGGUCCAGCGGCAGCAGCAGCUAGCAGCGGCCACGACCACGCGGCGCCUGCUGCUCGCUCUCAUCCGUGACCUGCGCCCCCACAGCCCUCUCUGCCUCGCUGCCUCCUCCCUGCAUGCGCCGGGGAUUUGUGCGUUUCAGCGCAGGUGGAUGCUUGCGGGAGGAGGCGGGGUGAGUGAGGGGGAAGGGGGAGGAGGAGGCGUGUGGGAGGUGAGAGAGGGAAGUAGGGGGAGCGAGGGGAUAGAGGGGGGAGGGUGUGGAGUGGAGCAUGAUGAGAGGGGCAGCAGUGGUGGGGAUGUGUCUUGUGCACGGCUGGAGCAGGCAAGGGAGAGUGCACGCACGUGUGAUGGAGGUGGGAGCAGGAGGGAGGCGGAUGGUGCAGAGCGCGUGGGGGCGUGCUCUGGGUGCAAGGCUCGUGUUCUUCCUGCUACUGCCUGCUGCACUGCCUGCUGCAGGGGGUGCAGCAGAGAAUGUAGCGGUGCGAGGGACAGCAGGCAGGGCAGUGGGCCGUUUGUGUGUGUGCACCUCAUUGCAGGGCACUGCAUGCAACCCCCGUGCACGCACGUCCAUGGGAUGCAGCAGCACUCUCUCUCGUCGCCACUCAAUAGGCUUGAUGCUCGCUACCAUGCUCGCUACUGUGGUAACGUGUGCCCCUUUCACACGUGUGCGUGUCACUGCAGCAGCGGGCAACACCACACUCCUCAUGACACUGCUGGCCUGAAGGAUGCUGCCGAUGCUGCUGCUGCUAAUGCAAGCAGAACAGGUGCUGGCGCUGGUGGUGUGCGGUACGAUGAAGCAGCGGAAGAGGAGGACGGCGACUGCGAUGAUGACGAUGAUGAUCUCACAUUGCUGGUGCUCCCCGGCUUGAACCUCUACUUCGAUGGCUCCUCCCUCUGGCCGCUUGACGUCUCCUCCUGCCGCCAGGGAAGCGUGAUGUCAAGAGUGCUGCCACGGCAUCACACCACCACACAGCAUGCCGGCAGAUAG